Messenger RNA from Daphnia pulicaria, 3386 nucleotides. RefSeq names its product protein P200-like. Gene Ontology annotation, molecular function: K48-linked deubiquitinase activity; cysteine-type carboxypeptidase activity; cysteine-type deubiquitinase activity. The transcript is spliced from 7 exons. Lineage: Eukaryota; Metazoa; Arthropoda; Branchiopoda; Diplostraca; Daphniidae. The record is from RefSeq and is a predicted model, not a curated record. The coding region runs from base 200 to 3139 and encodes 979 amino acids. Gene Ontology annotation, biological process: protein K48-linked deubiquitination. Gene Ontology annotation, cellular component: cytosol; cell periphery.
CUGCUUGUGGUGAAGAAAAUUAAUAAAGUAGAAAAAAUUUCAUGGACGUUUCUGAGUCAGAAUCGCCCAUUAGGUAGAGAUAAAUUUCAGUGUCUUAAACUCCCUCAAACUCGUUCCAGCAUCGUUAAAGCGAUAGUGGUAUUCAAUAUUUGAUCUCUCAACCAAGUUAGGUUAGCAGUCAAACCAUUAUUUUCACGAAAUGGAUCAUGUCACGUCGACGUCCCCUAACUGGGUGGUAGAGUCUGGCAGUCCAAAUUCUGCAAAUGCACAAGAAGUGGAAAAACCUAAUUCUGAGUGGAAGAUUGAGGACCAGCCCCGCCCAGAACAGCACAUUUUGUUUGAUAGUCACUCCAGUACACAGGAAGAAGUGGACAAGUCACAGCAGCAAGACGAAUCCAUUCAACCUGAAACAAACUUGUCAGAAAGAGCAAAAUCACCAGAAAAGCACAAUGAAUCUGACGUAAGUGUUGAAAAGAACCUAUUUAUGACAGAUGAUGGAGAAGGAAAUUGUGACAAUGAUGGUGUGACUACCACUAAGCAAGAGGGUGUUGACAAGGUUGAGGAGCAAGAAAAGCAAGAGCAAAAAAUUCCAUUGACUGUUAAUGUACCUUCACCUGAAACACAAGAGAAACCAGUAGAAGAGAAGAAGGAAGAAAGCAUUGAAGAGAACUUGCAUACAAAACCUGAAGGAGAUGCGAAUGAUGGCAAAACUGGCCAGUCAGAAGAACUGAAGUUGGUACAUGAUGAAAAGAAUCAACAAGAUACCCCCUUGGUUGAACAGCCAUCAACAGUUGAACAGGUAACCAAUACACCCAUUGAAGAAAAGGUUGAUGAAAACUUGUUGGUAACAGAAGAUGGACAUGAUGGCAAAAAAUCCUCUGGACAUCAAGAAGUACACAUGGCUAAGCAGGAAGAAGAACCCAGACAAGAAACUCAUUCAGUUGAAAAUCCACCAGCGACUGAUGAAAAAUUAAGUAACCAAGAAGUGGAAGAAAGCCUUGACCAGAUAAUGUCAGGACUGUCAAUCCAAGAAACUGAGCCGAGUAAAGAUCAAACAUUCCAUGCUGAAGCUGAGCUUAAAGAAGGCAAAGAUGAAGUUACUGAGCAGAAGAACGACACCUUAUUCCAAGAAACAGGUCCUGAUGGAGAACGUCAAACAGCUCAACCAAUUGAUUUGCAAAAAGAUGACCCGCUCAUUCAAGGAAAUGAAAUAAUAAUGGAGGAAGAGAAAGUUUCCACUGCAGUUGAAGAAGAAAAAGUUCCAGUAGCAGUUAAAGAAGAAAAGACAGAGGUAACUGUUGAAGAAGACAUGGUUCCGAAAGCAGUUGAAGCAGAAAAGGUUUCGGAAGCAGUUGCAGAAGAAAAGGUUCCGGAAGCUGUUGCGGAAGAAAAGGUUCCGGAAGCUGUUGCAGAAGAAAAGGUUCCCGUAGCAAUGGAACAAGAAAGUACUCCUGUAGCUGUGGAAAAAGAAAAUAUUCCGGUAGCAAUGGAUCAAGAAAAUAUUCCGGCAGCAAUGGAACAAGAAACCACUCCAGUUGUAAAAGAAGAAAAUAUUCCCGUAGCUAUGGAAGAACAAAUUCCUGAGGUGCAAACUGAAAUAGUUCAAGCAACUCCCAUGCCUGAGCCAGAGAUGAACACGCGCAAAGAAAUAAUUGACAUGGAGCCAAAAGAUGUCAUUCCACAACCUGUGGCAGUUGCUAGUGAAGUUGAUCACGUCAGUCAGUCCGCCGAAAUCAACGAAUCGUCCGAGAUCAAAGUCGAAGAAUCUAAAAGUGAAGAGAUCGUUGAUGUUCCCAUGUGCGACCCUGUACAAGAGGCUGUGUCUUUAGCAACUAUCGCCACGGUGGAAUCUGCAAGUCCAGUUAUGAACUCUGACUUCCAAGCAAGGAGUCCGACACCCCCAACAGCACUCCCAAUUUCAUCGUCGUCGCCUUCUUCAAAAGUGGAAACUACUCCACCUGGUGAUAUGCUUCAUCAUAUCAAGAACAUUCAAUUUAAGGACAAGAAUGUCGGAAUUGUGACGCAAAAUGAAAAUGGUCCCUGCCCCUUGGUAGCUAUUAUUAACGUCCUGCUACUCCGACGUCAAAUCACGCUGCCAACUCAUUUAGAGAUCGUUUCGGCUGCAAAGCUGAUGGAGUACAUUGGCGAUGCAAUGCUUGAAAGUGUUCCUAAGAAUCUCAGUGGGGAGGUUCGCCUUAACUAUGAGCAGAACAUGCAUGACGCAAUGGCCGUUCUUCCAAAGUUGCAGACUGGAUUGGACGUCAAUGUCAAGUUUACCGGCGUUCGUGAUUUUGAGUAUACGCCUGAAUGCAUCAUUUUUGAUUUGCUACGAAUUCCCCUCUUUCACGGCUGGUUAGUCGAUCCGCAAACUCCAGAAGUAGUAGCAGCCGUUGGUCAAGCUGGCUACAAUCAGCUGGUGGAGAAAGUGAUCAGUCAAAAGUGUUCCAAUGACGAAAACGCAGUGCUCGAGGCUUUGGUGAUUGAAAACUUUUUGGAACGUAGCGCAUCACAACUAACCUAUCAUGGACUUAGCGAGCUUACAACUUCUAUGGAAGACGAUGAAAUCGGGGUGCUAUUCCGCAACAAUCAUUUCAGUACUAUUUACAAGCGUCAAAAGGAGCUGUUGCAGUUGGUGACUGACCAAGGAUUUCUUGGUGAAUCUAGCGUGGUCUGGGAAACUCUGGGCAGCAUCGAUGGUGACGGCCAGUUUGUCGAUAGUCAUUUCCGCACAGUUCCACCCAAGCCAGAACUCGCACCCAGCGGCGACUCUGCUUCCCCCAAUACAUCCGCUCAAUUGACCGCCGAGCAACAGAUUGAUCAUGAGUUUAGUUUCUUAGUGGCCUUGUCUCUCCAAGAGGAGCAGCAACAAGAGCAGCCCGCAGCUGUUCAAGAAGAAGUCGUUCGAGAUGUAGGGGAGGAUGUCGCUAAAACGUUGGCCGAAGAUGAAAAAACUACUCAAGAAUUGAUGGAUUUGGAGUUGGCUCGUCAGUUGCAGCAAGAAGAAGAGAGACAAGCCGCUGAGGCUGAAACUGUCGAGAGGGAAACUGCAGCAGCUAGCUCGCAGUCACCACCAGCUACAGGUCAGCGCUCACCGCCACCGCCUCAGCCCUCGAAGAAGAAAGACUGCACUUUCUUGUGAUUUUCUCGUGAUGGAAACAAUCUCCUCUGGAAACGCCCAACAUAUUUUUUUUCGUUGCAAAGAUAACAGAACUUCAAAUUUAGCUCCUCUUUCUUUCACUUUUUCCUACUGUUCAGUGGACAGGUCUGUCCCAAAAAAUUACUCCUUUCUAACGCAUCUAUCCAGUUCACAUACUAUUCAUAAGUUCUUGUUUAUUUUCUUGUGCUAGUCACACGGAGUUAUUAAAAUGACCAUUUAUGAACACGUC